AUGACUAUUUCUGGAAAGUGGAUGAAUAGUUCAGAUGAAGUCAUCAGGAUAUUUAUUGUGAGACACGGCCAGACGCAGUGGAAUAUAGAGAGAAAGCUUCAAGGCCAUAAGAAUAUCCCCCUCAAUGAGACGGGUAAAAAACAAGCCGCUCUACUUGGUCGGGAACUUGAAGAUUAUCAAUUUGAUUUUGUUAUUAGUUCUGAUUUGACAAGAUGUUUGCAGACCUUGCGCCAGAUACUGGGUGAUAAGAUGGAUGACGAAAAGUUAAACUUCAAGAAGACUGAAAAUCUAAGGGAAAGAUUUAUGGGUGAUGUGGAAGGAAUGUACAUUAAGGAUGCUCGAGAAAAAUAUGGAUCGAAGUUUAAGGACAGAGGAGAGACGAAAGGUAAUAUGAUCGGCCGCUUAAAUAAAGAAUGGGAGCAGAUACUUGAGGAUUCGGUCAAGAACGGUUAUAAAAAUGUUCUAUUGUGUGCGCAUGGAGGUGUGAUUACCAAUUUUUUCAACUACUUGUACCAGGAGGAGCAUUAUAAGUUGGGAGAAGGAUUAGGAUCUGAUGAUUUGAAGGUUCCCUAUAACACCAGUUUGACUAUUGUCGAUUUGAAGAGGGACGAUCUGAAAGAUGGAACUAUCCGGAUUUGGGCCAACACCGAUCAUCUUGGUGGAGUGAAAAAUGUUGCGGAUCAACAAUUAGUAUGA
Molecule: messenger RNA, 696 nt
Organism: Brettanomyces nanus
Lineage: Eukaryota; Fungi; Ascomycota; Pichiomycetes; Pichiales; Pichiaceae
Exons: 1
Coding region: 1-696 (231 amino acids)
Biological process (GO): positive regulation of DNA repair; negative regulation of programmed cell death; fructose 1,6-bisphosphate metabolic process
Cellular component (GO): cytosol
Molecular function (GO): fructose-2,6-bisphosphate 2-phosphatase activity
Source: RefSeq, a predicted model, not a curated record